Erigeron canadensis is the source of this 2079-nucleotide messenger RNA. RefSeq lists its product as uncharacterized. NCBI's taxonomy places the organism in Eukaryota, Viridiplantae, Streptophyta, Magnoliopsida, Asterales, Asteraceae. The record is from RefSeq and is a predicted model, not a curated record. The transcript is spliced from 9 exons. Bases 1 to 2079 code for a protein of 692 amino acids.
AUGGCUGCAACAAGUGGUAGCAAAACAAAAAAUAUGAUAGAGUAUGUAAGAGAUGAAUCAUUUAAAUUGUUUAAAAAGAACCAUAAUCUAUACAAUGAUGAGUUUGAGGAAAUGAGAAAGUCUCCCUCUGCUGAAGACAAAAACUGGAUUCACGAGCUAUCCGCCGUCGCAAAUGCAGUUGUUCGUCGUUGUUGCAAAGUUCUUGAUGUUUCUCCGGAUCAGCUUCGUGAAAACUUUGAGAAGGAGGCUUCUGAUGUAACCAAAAAUCCGUCACGAUAUGCCCGGAAUUUUCUGGAGUAUACAUGUUUUAGGACUCUUGUGCAAUCUACGCAAGUUAGUGGUUACAUGGAAGACAAAAGGUUUCGAAGAUUAACGUUUGAUAUGAUGCUUGCUUGGGAAGUUGCAGAUGCUGCCAGUCAGCCUGAAACAGAUAUAGAUGAGGAUGCAACAGUGGGGGCAGAGGCCUUCUCCCGGAUAGCCCCAGCAGUGCCUAUUAUAGCGAAUGUGAUAAUUGGUAAUUAUAUCUUUGAGUUUCUUACAGCAUCCACUGGAGGGCGACUUCAGUUUUCUACCUAUGAGAAGUAUCUUACCGGAUUGGAAAGGGCUAUUAAAAAACUUAAAUCUCAGUCAGAGUCGUCUUUACUUUCAUCCGAACGAAGUACAAGAGGGGAAAGGAUUUUGGAAGUGGAGGGUACUGUCACCACACAACCAGUCCUUCAACAUCUUGGCAUCUCAACUUGGCCGGGUCGGUUAACUCUGACAGACCAUGCUUUAUACUUUGAAGCACUUCGUGUCGUAUCAUAUGAUACGCCAACAGUUUAUGAGUUGGCAGAUGACUUGAAGCAGAUUGUCAAGGCUGAGUUGACUGGCCCAUGGGGGACGAGACUUUUUGACAAGGCCGUGUUGUACAAGUCGAGCUCCUUAUCAGAACAGGUUAUUAUGGAGCUUCCCGAGCUCAAAGGGCAUACAAGGCGUGACUACUGGCUAGCCAUUGUGCGUGAAGUUUUAUACGCUCACAGAUUUAUUCAAAAGUUCCGUCUUACAGGAGCUGAACGAGAUGAAGCACUACUAAAAGCAAUAUUUGGAAUUUUAAGAAUACAAGCUCUCGGUUACAUGAGUUCCACAAUCCCACUGUGCUACGAGGCAGGGCUUAUGUUCAAUGUCUGUGAUCAACUACCAGGUGGUGACCGGAUAUUGGAAACAGUUGCUACCAUGUUGACUUCCAAAGGUGCAGAAAGAAGUAGCAGUGCUAAGUCAAGCGACAUAAUGAAUUCAAUAUCAGCUAGCACCAUGGCUUCAAGCCUUGGGUCUGUCUUUGGCUCGGGUCUUGAUCAGUCACCGAUUACUGUUGGUGAGAUCACUGUCGGAGAAAUGACUCCAUUAGAGAAAGCUGUAGAUGAAUCCAGAAGCAGUUACAAGAUGGUUGCAGAUGCCCAAGCAACGGUUGACGGUGCUAAAGUUGAAGGCCUUGACACCAAUUUAGCCGUACUUAAGGAGUUGUUUUUUCCUGUAAUUGAAGUAGGGAAUCAUCUUCUUGCACUAUUGUACUGGGAUGAGCCUACAAAGUCUAUUGCAUUCUGUUUAAUAUUCUCCUUCAUCAUUUACUGCGGAUGGAUGCCUUAUGUCUUUUCUUUGUUGCUCAUUUACUGUGCAAGCAGUAUGAUGCUUGCACGAUAUUCUAAUGGAAAAAAGCCAGUUGAUGUACUCAAGGUCACAGUGCCCCCACCAAUGAACAAAAUGGAGCAGCUCUUGGCUGUUCAGAAUGCAAUUUCUCAAGCUGAGGAGAUUGUCCAAGAGGGAAACGUCGUUCUUCUGAAGAUACGUGGCUUGCUGCUAUCCAUAUUUCCACAGGCAAGUAAUAAAUUUGCAGCUGCGCUUGCAGCAUUCGCUUUGUUUAUGAUCAUUGUACCUUUUAGAUACGUGGCUAUAUCUGUUUUCUUGGAAGAAUUCACAAAGUACUCGCCUAUGAGAAGGGCACAAACAGAAAGAUGGAUGCGGAGAAUGAAAGAGUGGUGGUUUAGUAUACCAGCAGCUCCCGUUGUACUUGAAAGAGCUCAAGAAGACAAGAAGAAGAAGUAA